CCGCACGAUCAGGGUUGCCGAACUCACGGUCAAGUGACCCACACGUGAUUUGAUUUGAAAACACCUUAAAACAAUAAUAAACCGCAUUAAUAUUCGUUCAAAAUUCGACAGUUUUGUGUUGUUUAGUUUUUUAGUUUGAUUUUGUUUUUUCACGUGAGGAACACAAAGUUUUUCUUUCGUUACGAAACUCAGUGUAUCGUCAUGUAUCCGUCUGUUUUCAAUCGUUUGAUUCUCGUUGUUUUUCUGGUUUUUACCGGAGUUUCCGGACAGGACGACGAUUCCCUCGCCGGUAGCUUCUUGUCAGGCCUUUUGGACACGAUAUCAGACACCGCGAACAGCGCGGAUUGUCCAGGAAUUUGUGUCCACGCACUGGCAACACUUUUGUGUUACGAUGUCAUGGAAGAUAUUCCGUGUCCAUCGGCACGGAUGCGUUGUUGCAUUAACGAGCCGCUAAAUGGAACAACAAUAUCCGAAAACGAUAUUGAAAAUGUGACAUCGAUCAGUGAAAUCCGAGAUACGACGCUGGUUACGACCACCAAAGUGCCUACGACAACGACAACAGUUGCAACCACGACGACGACGACCCCUGAACCAACAACGGAUAGCCAAAAGGAUCCAAGCUCGAAACCCUCGCUCACAAAAUGUUCAGGAAUUUGCAUAGAGUCGAGAAUAGCAGACUAUUGCGAGGCUGUUGUGAAGAUCGACUCUCUGUGUAAGCCCGGACACCGUUGCUGCGUCUCGAGGGAUUCGUUUGGGAAUGAUCCACCGCCGGAAUUUUACGUAAUCGAUCGUACAAAAAUAAACGUAACGCGACAGGAUGAAAAACAUGUUGAGAAAAAUAUCACAACGACGAUACCGACUACGACAACCUCGAGGCCGAGCCCAACAACAACAACCAGUUAUUCAGCUGUCGCAACGACCCCAACGAGACUGAAACCAGCCCCCCGCAGACCUUGCCGAGGCGAAUGUUUCAAUGGGCUUUUUGCACUCUUUUGUGACGACAUUGACAAAGAUGCUGAAUGUCCAUCCGAUGGAUCGUGCUGCAUUUCGUUGCCUCCACAAAAAGUGGAAACAACAACGACACCUCGUCCCGUGACGAAACCACCGCAACAAAAAUUGCCACCAUGUCGUGGUUUUUGUUUCCUCAGUAUAAUGGCUGCAUUUUGUAAAAGGCCGAAUACAAUUUUGACGAGAACUUCUACGUGUCAGAGUGGCUCGAUAUGCUGUGAAGAGGGUAACGCUCCUGUCACACCUCGACCAAGGCCGAGGCCUGCGCCGACGAGACCGUCAACGACGACGGUUCCAUCACCGCCCGAUCCACGUCCAGAAUGUCCAGGCUCUUGCAUAGUUUCUUACUUGUCGUUCACUUGUUUCAGAAACGCUGAAUUAACAAACUUGUUCAAAUGCAAGAGUGCUGGUCAUCAGUGCUGUGCACCGAAAUCUUUGAUUAGAGAAAUGAGCAAUGAGAAUUCGAGCGAUCCAAUCCUGAGUAAUCGCAAUGACACGCAUCCUUCCAUCGUUUCGAGACCUUAUACCACUACCCCCCUGAGCACAAUCGUUUACGAAACAACGACAAUCACGACGACAACAGCCAAAAGUCCGAUUUACAGCAAAUACGUUUGCGGAGUAAAGGGAACUUCGAGAGGUCCGAUUCAAGCUCGGAGCUUAGAUCGAGGUGCUAGAGUCGUCGGUGGUGAAGAUGCUGACGCUAAUGAAUGGUGCUGGCAAGUGGCGUUGAUCAAUUCCCUGAAUCAAUAUCUUUGCGGUGGUGCCCUUAUCGGUACGCAGUGGGUUCUGACCGCUGCGCAUUGUGUCACUAAUAUCGUGAGAUCGGGCGAUGCCAUUUACGUGAGAGUGGGCGAUCACGAUCUGACGAGAAAAUACGGAAGUCCAGGAGCUCAAACACUUCGGGUUGCAACGACGUAUAUACAUCACAAUCAUAAUAGUCAGACGCUCGAUAACGAUAUAGCACUUUUAAAGUUACACGGACAGGCUGAGCUCAAAGACGGUGUCUGUCUGGUUUGCUUGCCUGCGCGAGGAGUCAGUCAUACGGCUGGCAAAAGGUGUACUGUCACCGGUUACGGUUACAUGGGAGAAGCUGGUCCUAUUCCGCUGAAAGUACGGGAGGCUGAAAUACCAAUUGUCAGUGAUGCCGAGUGCAUAAGAAAAGUUAACGCUGUGACGGAGAAAAUUUUUAUUCUGCCUGCGAGCAGCUUCUGCGCUGGUGGUGAACCAGGAAAUGACGCUUGUCAGGGCGAUGGAGGUGGACCACUGGUCUGUCAGGAUGAUGGAUUUUACGAAUUGGCUGGUCUCGUUUCGUGGGGUUUCGGCUGUGGCAGAGUCGACGUCCCUGGUGUAUACGUCAAAGUAUCCGCGUUCAUUGGUUGGAUAAACCAAAUAAUAUCGGUCAACAAUCUCUAGAUAUAAAAAAAUACAUAGAUAUAAUAUAUUUAUAUAUAAUAUAGACUCCACAUAUUUUUCCUACUGUUUCAUUCUCCCACUUUUAUAUUUUCCUACGUCGUUCGAACGAGAACCCUCUUGAAGGAUUCCUCCAAAACAUACAGAGCUGGAAAUUUCAUUCCGUCAGAAUUAUGGUACUUAAAAAACAACCAAAAUCGAAGAAAACCCAGUCAGCUUUUCGAGAGCAGUUAGUAGCUUAUCGAGAAUAUUCAACUUCGAUUUCAAUGACAAAAAAUUGUUUACACGAUGUUAAAAUAAAUAAUUGUACGUCAACAGGUGGGAUAACUUUCCAUGACGUUUCUGUUAUUCUAUAAGUCGCUCAAUAUUUUCUUUGAAUUUACUGUUUCUAUUUCAAUUUGUGCCAAUUGUUGGGAGUUUGUAGGAUUCCGAUUCUAUAUUUGAAAAAAAGAGUUUUGACGAAAUUUUGCCGUGUAUACUUUUAAAAAAUGUUGUUAGAGUAAUUGCGAACACGGAAAGUCAGAGAAAAUUCAUUUUGCACAAUUAAAAAAAAAUGUCUUUCGUUAAAUUUUUCUGUGUGAGAAAAAAUGUUCAGAAACUCGAAGCUCGUAUUUUGAAUGUUAAAUCAGAUCGCUAAAUACCAAAAUUCCAAUGGAACGAAACUUUUAUCGAAGAAUGUCUGUGUCAAAAUGUUUUCGACGUCCUAACACUGCUGAACCUUAAUGAUCGUUAUUACACCUACAUCCGCGCGUUACCUCGAAUACUUGAAUCGUUUAUAACGUUUUCAAAAACCUAUUUUUAUUUUUUUUGUGUAAAUUAUUUUUGAUCGAAAAUUUCAAGAAAAUCUUCAUGUAGAAAUAUUUUUAUUAUUUUGCAGCACAUAUUCGCUAGCACUCAUUUUCUUUGAUAUUUUCAUCAUCCGCAAAGAAUGGUGGUCUCUGACUUUUUAUAUUCAUACUAUUUCGAGUAUUGUCAAAAUGCGACAAAGUUCAUUAAUAUACUUACAAUAAUUUUCAUCUAUGUUUCUAAAUAUUAUAAAAAUAUAGAAAACUCGCAUCGUACGCCUCGGCAGUUUGGGCAGAAAGUUCGCUGAGAUUAUUUUUUUCUAGAUAAUCAAUCUGCCCAGCCCGUCCGAUAUUUUUCUAAUUUUAACGUUAACGUUAAGUGAACUUUUCUUCUCUCCAAGUUAUGAUGAUAAAGAACGUUUUUUUCAAAAACGCCUAGAUUCUGUUCUUUCUAGGGUUACACGAUUAUUUAUAAACAAGAUUUUUCUUUUUCAUGUAAUGUUUUCUCACAGAGAAGAAAGAUUCACAAACGAAUUCUUGCUUUGUAUAUUAACGCGUCGUUUUCUUUAAAUGUUAGUCUUAUCGCAGAUUGUUUUUUUUUUUUUUAGUAUUUCUCUUUUUCUUCUCUUUGUUAUCUUAUGAAUUGCAGAUAAAACAAUUGUAAAUUGCAAGGUCGAAUUUAGUCACUAAGUUAUUCUAUUUUUUUUUUUUUUUUUUUUUUUUUUUUAUUUCGUUUCUUUAUAUUUAUAUAAUUUUUUAUUUU
This is a messenger RNA of Venturia canescens, 3966 nucleotides long. It is a transcript of the gene mas, whose product is annotated as masquerade. Gene Ontology annotation, biological process: proteolysis. Gene Ontology annotation, molecular function: serine-type endopeptidase activity. The coding region runs from base 202 to 2421 and encodes 739 amino acids. The transcript has 11 exons. Lineage: Eukaryota; Metazoa; Arthropoda; Insecta; Hymenoptera; Ichneumonidae. The record is from RefSeq and is a predicted model, not a curated record.